UUUCAGCGAUUUUUCUAGAGACAGAAACGACUGGAAAGGCUACCACCCGGGAAAAAGGGCAAAUUAAGCAAGCCACCUCAGGUCAUUGUUGUAAUUUAGGUUACCAAACAUGUCUUCUGUAUGCCUAUAUAAGAGGUCCAAACAUCUUAACAUUCCUAUACCAAGUCUCCAAUAAUAACCCGCUCUGCAGAUUUUAGAGAGAAAUUUGAUUCUUUACCUCUCUAAAGGGUCUAGCUUUAGCCUUCAAUAUAUAGAGAGAGAGUGAGAGAGGGAGGGAGACAUUUUUAAUCAUGGGUGGUGGGAAGAGAUUUGCUGUGCUUCUGUGCGCUGAGGAUUCUGAUUAUCUUAAAAAGACGUAUGGAGGGUAUUUUGGGGUACUUGUGGGGAUGCUGGCGGAGGAAGGGGAGACUUGGGAUGUUUUCAAGGUGGCCAGUGGUGAGUUCCCUGAUGAUGAAGAGAUUAGCGACUUUGAUGGCUUUGUUAUAAGUGGGAGUACCAGUGAUGCACAUAGCAAUGACGCUUGGAUCUGUAGGUUGAUUGCUCUUUUGAACAAGUUGGAUUCUUUGAAGAAAAAAGUUCUUGGGAUUUGCUUUGGUCACCAGAUUAUUAGUCGUGCACUGGGAGGAAAGACAGGGCGUGCCAUCUCAGGUUGGAACAUUGGAUUGACAGCCGUUCAUUUGUCAUCAUCCUCAUCGAAGCUCUUCUCAUCUCUGAAAAUCCCAACCACUCUUUCUUUGAUCGAGUGCCACCAAGAUGAGGUUCAAGAACUUCCACCAAAAGCAGAGUUGAUCGCAUGGUCAGAGAAGACUGGGGUUGAGAUGUUCAUAUAUGGGGAUCAUAUGAUGGGCAUCCAAGGCCACCCCGAGUUCAACAAAGACCUUCUGCUUCAUCUGAUCGACCAUCUCAUGCAGUGCAGUUUUCUUGCGGAAUCAUAUGCUGAUGAGUUGAAGGCAAACCUGGGGAAAGUGAAGCCUGAUAAGGAUGCAUGGAAGAAACUGUGCACCAGCUUCCUCAAGGGUAGGCUAUGAUGUUUCAGAAGUUUUGGAAAAUG
Durio zibethinus is the source of this 1051-nucleotide messenger RNA. RefSeq names its product gamma-glutamyl peptidase 5-like. The record is from RefSeq and is a predicted model, not a curated record. Gene Ontology annotation, cellular component: cytosol. NCBI's taxonomy places the organism in Eukaryota, Viridiplantae, Streptophyta, Magnoliopsida, Malvales, Malvaceae.